CAACGUGUUGCACUGCACGGUCCAGUUCCUGGUUGAUGGGAUAACACGCUUUCGGCGACUCUUGGCUCACCACGCAACAUCAACUUUUAAAAGCAUGGAAUUAGUGGGUUCUUAGUUCACCAAACAGACGUUAAGCGAGAACAACAUUGAAACCCAACUGUGUCGGUUGCAGAUUUCGCCCGAGGCAUGACUCUGUAGACUCUCCUGCAGGUUUGCUCACAGUAGGCUUGCCAGCUUGCAACCGCCAGCUAAGCUAGCUAACUUGCUAGCUAGCAUCAUUGCAGUCCAAAAUGACUGACUGCUGCGCCGCAGCGAACUGUGAUUACCAGCAAGGGGGAUCCGAAAACUCCCCUCCACUCUUCAGCUUCCCCUUGGACCCGGAGCGAUGCAAACAAUGGCUGAACAACUGUCACCGCCAAGAUUUGGCAUCAGAACCUCCUGAACAGUUGCAUAAGCUGUACAGACUUUGUGCAAAGCACUUUGAGCCCUCUGUGAUCUGUCGUCAGAGCGCUUCCAGUUGUGUCUUAAGGGAAGAUGCUGUUCCAACAAUAUUUGACUCAACAAUGCCUGUGAAUAAUCAAUCAACCUGCAACAGGAAACGAGCUAGAGAUCCUUCUGAAGAGGACCCCACGUCUGUGAAGAAAACAAAAGAAAACACAGCAACAACAGAAGUGACUGAGGAGAGGACAGAAGUAUCUGGCGAGAACAGUGCAGCACCUGAACUGCAAAAAGAGAACCAAACCCAAGAGGAUGUAGCCAACUCUAAAGCAAAAGAGACUCUGAAAGUCUAUUUCAAGGAAAUCCUGGCACUGACUGGAUUCAGCAUAAACGGUGCAAACAUCAACACUGAUGAGCCCAUCGGAGGCGCGAGGGGACAGCAGGCUCUCAAUCGUAUCUGUGUGGAGAAAAUUGACAAGAAAGAAAUCCUCCAGUUUAGCGAAGACCUCAUGCGUGAGGAGAUCCAAAACAGCCUCAGACUGGCGCGAUUCUUCUCCAUUCUGCUUCAGGAUGUGACAAGUAUAGAGGGAAAGGAGCAGAUCCCAGUUUUCAUCAGGUCUGUCACAGUAGACGGGUUCCCACAGAAGCACCUCAUUGGGUUCUUGCCAUGCGACAUGGAUGCAGAGAAUCUGUUUUACAUGCUUCUCUCAGAGCUGCGAAACAAGUGGGGGCUGAGGAUGGAGCACUGCAGAGGACUGACGUAUUUGGUUACAGGAAGCAUGUGUCAGAAAAUGCGAGACCUUACCUCCAGGAUUCUGCAGGAGUUCCCACAAGUAGUCCUGUCACCAAGUGACCCAUAUGCCUUCAACAUAUGGAUUAUUCGCUGCAUGCCUGUGCCCUCCAUUCAGAAUGUUGCCAACACUGUAGAGGAGGUGGCCUCGUUACUCAGGAGAACACCAGAGCUGUGGAAAAGAUUGGAGGGAAAGAUCCAGAUGACAUAUGGGCACGUAAAAGGGGAAGUGGACAGGAUCAAAGCAGCAGUCAGCGAGAAUUGGGAAUAUGGUACUGAUGCCUUCCAGACCAUGUUGGACAUUCUGGAGCCAUUCCUGAACUGCAUCAAUGAGAUGAUUUCAAAGGUAGAUGAAGAUACUGCUGAACAGAUGGCCAAGCUCAAGCCAGUACUGAAGAAUUUCAACUUCAUCAUCACACUUGUUGUUCUGAAGAACACCCUCUGUUGUGUGAGCAUACUCAACUCGAGUCUCAGGGGAAUAAUUAGCAUCAGCAGUACGUUGCAGUACACAAUUUCCAAUGCCUUAAAGCUGGUAAGCAAAUACCAACAGGAGCUCGCAAUAUUCCACAGGAAAUGGUUUUCAGAUGCAGUUGGCAGAGCAAAGAAGUUGGGAGUGGAGGUCACUAAACCAGAGAUGGACCAAGGAGACACAAAUGAAAUACCACUGGAGGACUUUUACAGAGAGACUCUGAGCCGGCCUAUCUUGCAGUAUCUUGUCGCAGAGGUGAAGAGAGUGUUCAGCACAGAGAUGGUAAGGAUUCUCCGAUGGCUUUCGUUAGUGCCAUCUUACAUGGCUGACCACAAUUUCAGCAUUCGCAGGGACAAAGUAGCAGACGCCAACUUGAACAACCUUGCCAGGCCUGACACGUUCUACGAAGAGCUUGGUUGUUGGGAAGUGAAGUGGAGGCAUGCGAGCAAGCGCAGAAUCCUACCUACCACAGUGUUUGCCACGCUCAAGAUUCCAGAUAUUGGGUUUUACCCAAAUGUGCAGAGCCUGCUGCGGGUGUUGGGUACUGUUCCGUGUGUAAAUGCAGAAGCAGAUGUGUAUGGUCAGUACCAUAUGGUACUUGAGCGGUGCCACUCAUACCUGAGAGCCACGCCAGAGGACCAAAGAAAAUGCAGCAUGGCAUAUGUCUACGUGAACCAAGAUGUGCAUUUCAAUGUGGAACAAAUGGUGGAGUCAUAUACCCAGAAGCAUCCAGACAUCCUGCAACUGCUUCAAACGGAUGAUGACACAAAGGAGAAGCCUCCGCAAGUGGCAUCCCAUGGGAACCAUGCUGAAAAGGACACUGAAGAAGAGUUACAGUACAUAAACCUAGAGAUGGAUGCUGAAAGGCUUGUGGAGAUGAAGUGUGCGGAGACUGAUAGAGAAGCUCUUAAAUCUGCUCUGCAGGCUGCAGUGACGGCUGCAUACAGCACUCAAAGCAGGCAAAACAAUGAAGCUCUUGCUCACGAAGGAGAGGUCGAGUAUGUGACCAAGUCUGAAAUGAAAGAAGUUCUCACUGUGUGCGAAAACGCUGUCAGGGAGGGAAUCCUCAUGGAAGUGGGGACUUCAUUCUUUUCCUUGUUCAUCGACCGUGUUGUGAAGUUGGGGGAGAAAGACUAUCUUCCCCUCUUCCUGAGGUUUGUGGACAGUUUUGAUGUCAUGCGAUUGGAGUUGAUGGGUUUUCUUGAGGCAGAUCUUGACUGUGAUGCCAUGAUACAGCGUCUCCAUGAAAUAGUAACAGUUGAGUGGAGUCUUGAUUUAAAUAACUGCAGAGGUCAAGCAUACCUCGGCUCUGGUGAUGUUUCCUACAAGCUGAAAGCCUUUGCCUGCAAAGUCCAGGAGACUCAUCCUCUCGCUAUAAGCACACACUGCUCUUCCUACUCUUUCAACACAUGGUGGUCAAAAUCCAUCCCAGUGCCUGCUGUUAAGAGAGCCCUGGAUACAUUUGAAGAAGUGCUGAUGUUUUUUGGCAGCAGCGCUACUCUACAAAAACAGCUAGACCAUGUGAUAGCUUUUGGUCUUAGAGAGAGCUAUGAAAAGGUUCAAGAGUUACAGGGGAAGUUCUGUGCCCUUUGGCAAGAGAAGCACGAUUCUUAUGAGGUGUUUGUGCAGAUGCUGGAACCCCUCGUUGAAUGUCUGGAGAAGAUCAAAAAUAACCCACAGAGAUGGAAAGCCUUUGUGUCUGACCAAGCUGGGGGACUCCUCCGCAAGGUAAUGGAGUUUGAUUUCAUCAUCGCUAUGGUGGUCUUGAAGAAUGCAUCCUCUUUCACCAGAGAGCUAAGCGCGGGUCUCCAGAAGGACCACUUCAGUGCCGCAUCCCAACUUUGCCAAAUCAGUGGUAUUGUGGCCACUCUGAACCGAGUGAAAACAAACAUGAAGGUGUUUCACCAGAACUGGUUCGAUGAGGCCUGUGCAAUGGCACAGAGUCUAAGAGUGCAGAUUGAAGUGCCUGAGAAUUCUUUGCCAAGAGACGGCAUGAUUAAGCCAGUGGGUUUUUACAAAGAUGGCUUGAGUGUGCCCCUAGUAGAUAACCUCAUCAAUGCUGUGAAGGAUCAUUUUUCAGAGGACCACAAAGAAGCUCUGAACUUCCUCUCCCUAGUUCCAUGCUCAGUCACAGUGAGUUACAUGUUUGAGAGCUUGAAGUCAAAGCCUCCCCUCUACAGCAGUGACCUUCCUGAUGCCGACAACUUCUUCACAGAGCUGUGCUGUUGGAGAGUAACGUGGAAGACCAAAGUUGCAUCUGUGACCAUCCCAGGCUCAAUAUUUCAGACGUUGCGCCUGCCACUCAUGCAGUACUUCGGUAACAUCAAUGCACUGCUGAGGAUUAUGUCCGUGCUACCCAGCACAGCACUGGAGGACUGUGGUGUCGUAAUGCGCCACAAGAAGUUCCAAGAGUACCUGAGAAAUACAAAUCCCAAAGACAGGUCCCCGUGCUUGGCUUUGCUGCAGGUGAGCACAGACUUCAGCAGAGACCUGGACCGCAUGGUGACCCAGUGUUUGAAGGUUACUCCGCAAGCCUUGGAGGGUAUAUGUCUGGACAAGGAAUCCAAAAGUUUUGUCAGAAACUCUGAGAAUAAUAUGGAAGUUGAUUGUGUCAAAGAGGAACCUGAAGAGCUUAAAAAUCAACAAUCUCCUGCCAAGAUUGAGGACCAAGAAAUGAAACCAGCAGAUGAGAAUGGGCACUCAGGUGACAAUCGUCAGAGUUUGGCGACAGUAUUCAAACUGGCUGCACUACUGGGGAAAAAGAAUGGCAGUCUCUCUGAUCUCUCAGAAGAGGACAGAGAGCUUUUCAUCCAGGAGCUUAGUAUUUGCCACUGGUUUGGAAAUGAGAGCAAAAGCACACCUUCUAUAGGUGAUGAUGAAAUGGUGAACCUUCUGAUAAAUGGAAUCCGAGAUGUCAUUCUCAAGGAAAUCCAGGAGUCACCGUUCUUCUCACUUAUCACAGACAAACCUGUAAAAAUUGCUGACAAGACCCACCUGCCUGUUUUUGUCAGGUAUGUUGGAGAAUCUACCCCAAAGGUAGAGCUCAUGGGUUUCUUACCAUUUGAUGAAAACUGUCACGUUGAGACACAAGCCACUAGACUUGCGAAGAUUCUCACUGAAGACUGGGGCUUACCAAUGUCUCAGUGUCGUGGACAAGCAUUCAUGCACUUGGGCUCAGGUUAUCAAAGCCUGAAGAAAAUGUCUCUGGAUUUCCUCAAGAGUUAUCCGCUCGCUGUUGUAACACCCAGUGAGUCUUGCGGCCUUGCCCAUUGGCUGGCAGGAAGUGUGCCUUGCCCCUCAGUAGCAAAAAUGUUGGACAUCACAGAAGACCUGCUGCUGUUCUUUGACGAAUCUCCUUGUCUGGAGGGACAGCUAGCGCAGGCUGUUGAUGGGCUUUUGAAUAUGCCAAGAGAGGCCCUGGAGGAAAUACCAGAAACCUGUUGCUCAAGGUGGAAAAAGAGAGAGGACUUCUUUGACAUACUCGCUGACACAUUAGAGGGCAUCCUCAGCUGCCUGGAUGCUGUUAGCUCUAGUGCAACAGGUGCCAAGUCAAUGCAUGCACAAGUUCUCUCCACCGCUCUGAGAAAUAUGGAUUUCAUUGUCACCCUAGUGAUUUUGAAGAACGCCUGUGCUCCUCUUCGUAACUGUAGCACUGUAUUCCGCUGUGGAAAUCCUGCUGAUAUUCUCUGUGAAGUGGAAAAAAUUCCCUCGAUCAUAGAGACUCUUAACAAAAUGUUAGAAAACGUGAGCACCCUGCACUCCACUUGGUUCGAGCAGGCAUUCCAGCUAGCAACCAAGGUAGCUCCUGAGCAAGUGUGCUUCUCAGAGGAGGCCAACAGCUAUGAAUCACCUGAGAUAUAUUACAGAGAAAACCUUAGUGUUCCUCUCCUCAGAAGUCUCACCGAUGAAAUGAAGUACUGCUUCUCAGACAGCCACUUGAAGGCCCUGUCGGUCCUGUCGUUACUGCCCUCCUGCAAUCCACAGCCCAUUCUGUCAGAGUACACAGACAAGCCAUUCAGCCUCUACCUUACAGAUCUUUCUGAACCCGAAGCAGCCGAGCAGGAAAUCAAUGCAUGGUCAGCUGUCUGGAGAGAGAAAUACCAGGAUGCUGCUCCUCCAUCAUCCAUCGCUGAAACACUUGUCCAUCCUGAGUCAAAGAGCCACCCAACUGUUACCUCACUGCUUAGGCUUGUAGCUGUCCUGCCUAGUGUCAGUAUGGAGUGGGACCUGAUGAAGACCACUCUGAAUGCAAUGAGGGAUCUGUUGAAACACACUGUAUGCAAAGGCAGCAGAAAGGAUCAUGUGGUGCUCCUCUUUCAUUGCACAACACUACAGAGACUGCCAGAGGUCAUUGAGAAGUGUAUGGAGAUUGAUCCAGAGAGCAGACCAUGUCUUUCCCAGGUGAUGGGAACUUUGCAAAGACUAAGGUUGGACAGUGGUGUGGAGGUAAAACCGGCGGCACCAGCAGAAUCACACUCCUCCAGUGUAGCAGAGAAGCCUGCUGAUGGAGAAGUAAAACCUGCAGAAAGUAAAGUGACAGCAGAGGUAGCUCAAGGACCAAGAAAAGCAGUGUCUUUCUACGAGCCACAGCUGCGUGAACAAAUCCUCAAGGAACUCUGGGACUCUCAGUUCUUUACAAUUAUAACUGAGCAAGCUGUUGAAAUUGACGGUGAGAUCUACAUCCCGUUGUGCAUCAGGUACUUAAACAAAGAGGACAUCCAGUGUGAGGAAACGCUGGCCUUCAUCCCAUUCGGUGAUGACCCAGUUGCCCUUGCAGAAGCUAUUCAGACUGCCCUGUCUGAGAAAUGGGGGCUGAACAUGGAGUACUGUAGAGGGCAGGCCAUGCUGAGUGUUGGUGAAGUAGGAGCUCAGAUGAGGGCUGUAAGUUUAGCUAUAGCUACGACAUACCCCCAUGCUGUAAGAACUGUCAGCUCUGCUUUGUCUCUUAAUGUUUGGCUGGCUAAAUCAUCUCCCGUUGAAGAAGCAGCUGAUGGAGCAGUUCUCGUAGGUAAAAUAUUACAUUGGCUCACAGAGGAUGCAGAACGCCAGAACAAACUGGAAGACAUGAUCAUUCACGUAUUCCAGCAGGAUGAAGGAAAGGGCAACGAGCUGAGAGACAAGCUCAUCAAAAACUGGGAGAAGAGUCAUGACAUGCAUGAGGUGAUGGCAGAGAUUUUGGAAGCUGUCAUGCUCUGUUUGAAUGAGUUGAAAGGGGAGGGAAGCACUCCGAACCAGCAGCAAGCAUCACAGUUCUUCAAUGCGAUCAGAAACUUUGAGUUUAUCCUAUCAACAGUGGUGCAGAAGAACAUCUUGAGUGUAACUAAAAAGCUAAGUCAGUCUCUUCAGGGCAAACCCUUAGAUAUGUUACUCGCUGUGAAUAAUUUGCCUGAUGUGAAAGCAUCCCUCAGUAAACUGAAGAGCGAUAUUGACACGCAUCACAAGGCCUGGUUUGAGGAAGCCACCACGCUGGCUUCUAAACUCGAUGUAACAAUGUUGCAUUCAGUGCUUCUCGAGCCAUUGAGUGAGUUUUACAAAGAAUCGGUAAGCAUGAAAGCUAUAGAGCACUCAAUAGCAGAAAUUGAUGACCUCUUCACAGAAAAGGUACUGGAUACCUUGAGGUGUCUGGAGAUUGUGCCUUACGCAAUGUCCAAAGUAGAAACCAGCAUUCUUAGUGGUCUUGUUUUCCGCCUGUAUAAGGAGGACUUGCCAGAUCAGGUCUCUCUUCACUCUGAGAUGAGGUUGUGGAAGGAGCGAUGGUUGGAUCCCCUGGCAGGCUAUCUCCCAACUACUGUGCUUGAUACGCUCAAGACGUCACAGAUAAGAAGUUUUGGUAACAUUGAAACUCUCCUCAGACUCCAAGUCAUCUUGCCGUUUUCAAGGAGGGAGAGCAACUUCAGGCAGGGAAAAAGAAGCUUACAGGAGUUCAUACACCAGGAAAAGCGGUCCCUCACUGAGCUACAUCCUCUUUAAGAGUUGCAGGUCUUCCUUCACGGCUAGCAGAUUUGAGCAUUGCGUUUGAGAUGUCACCAUCACCAUACUUAGGAACUAACGUGUCUCAACCCCAAUUGAGGUCCCAAGUUCUGAACUCAAUAUUUCUGUGUACAUUAUUGAUCUAAAUUCUUUGAGAUUUCCUUUUGUUGUUAUCCUGCAAACCAAGCCCUAUGUUAUGUUUUGGGUUUUUUUAUUAUUCUGUAGUUUGUACAGUUGUACUGCCCAAUGGGACCAAUGUCUUGGCAAAAAAAAAGCAAUGCUUGUGUGCCUUGAUGCGAAACGAAUAAUUCACCACAUGUAUCAUGAUAAUUCAGAUGUUGAAAAAUGUCCCAUUGGCGUUGACUGACUUCUGUAUCGCUGUCAUGAAUUCAUUAUAAAUGAUUAAAUUGCACCCUUACCUUUCCUGGGCACAAAUAGAAAUGGUUAGUUCCAUCAUGUCUUCUGAUGAUUUCUCAUGUUUCCUGUCUCUCUGCAGGAAUGAAUUUGCUGUAAACGUAUCUUUUGAAAGAAUGUUUCCUUAAUAGGAAAACCUUCAUAUAUAUUUGUCAAAAAAGUAAUAAAACGCUCCAAAAAGA
Epinephelus fuscoguttatus (brown-marbled grouper) is the source of this 8263-nucleotide messenger RNA. RefSeq lists its product as uncharacterized. The transcript has 11 exons. NCBI's taxonomy places the organism in Eukaryota, Metazoa, Chordata, Actinopteri, Perciformes, Serranidae. Bases 291 to 7667 code for a protein of 2458 amino acids. The record is from RefSeq and is a predicted model, not a curated record.